Molecule: messenger RNA, 960 nt
Organism: Euleptes europaea (tarantolino)
Lineage: Eukaryota; Metazoa; Chordata; Lepidosauria; Squamata; Sphaerodactylidae
Product: glycerol-3-phosphate acyltransferase 4-like
Exons: 10
Coding region: 1-960 (319 amino acids)
Biological process (GO): triglyceride biosynthetic process
Cellular component (GO): endoplasmic reticulum
Molecular function (GO): glycerol-3-phosphate O-acyltransferase activity
Source: RefSeq, a predicted model, not a curated record
AUGAGCCCCAGAAUCACUGUCACCCCCAUCCCCUCAACCAGAGCCAAGCAUGGGGAGGCCCUUGUCCUAUGUGAGUGGACAACAGAACUGGUUCAGGAGGAACUAAAAAAGGAGAAGACAUCAGCCAAACACUACUCUCCAACUGGCUGCUGGGUCAUACGGCUGUCUGCCCGCAUUGGUUUGACAUCUUCGUCGGCUAUUGUUCGUUACCACAAUAAGGACAACAGACCCUUAAAUGGAGGCAUUUGUGUUGCCAACCACACAACUCCACUUGAUAUUGUCCCCUUGAUGGCUAAUGAGCACUACUCUUUGGUUGGUCAGGCUCACGGAGGAAUAAUAGGAUUUUUUCUGAGUAUGCUUGUUAAGACCACUCGGCAUAUUUUGUUUGACCGCUCUGAAAUGAAACAUCGUUCUGCUGUUAGAAAAAGAUUAACAGAACACACAGUUGAUAAGGCCAAUGCCCCAAUUUUAAUUUUUCCAGAAGGUACUUGUAUCAACAACACCUCGGUAAUGAUGUUCAAGAAGGGAACUUUUGAAAUAGACACAACCAUCUAUCCAGUGGCCAUAAAGUACGAUCGCUUGUUCGCCGAUCCAUACUGGAACAGCAGUAAACACACCAUGACAGAAUAUGGGUUUCGACUUGGAACCAGCUGGGCCUUCGUAUGUGAUGUGUGGUACUUGCCACCAAUGCACAAAAUGGAAAACGAAGAUGCAGUCCAGUUUGCCAACAGAGUAAAAUCCGCCAUUGCUGCUCAAGCAGGCUUGAUGUCACUUCCUUGGGACGGAGGACUAAAAAGACAAAAAGUCAAAGAUUCUUUGAAAAAACAGCAGCAGAAAGAAUACUGCAGGAUAAUAAUGGGGAAAGAAUCCAAUGUAUACUCUGAAGGGCUAUUCACCGGUCAAAAUGUAGCUGAAGACCCCAGCAUUUGGGGCCCGGCUGAGCCUGCCGAAAGAAACUGA